AUGGCUCACCAUCUGUAAUUGUUUUAACAAAUUAAGUCAUUUUAUAAAGCUGAAGGAUAUGGGACAGGAGCAAAGAAGUAUAUUUUGCACUUUUAAGGAGGAUCGAGGAUUGGAGGAUAAACAUAUGAUCAAUUACUCAAAUCAGCAUUGACCAGAUCAAAGACAAUCUUAGGAAGCUCUAAAAAUUUGAAUUAACAGAUGUUUUAUCAUGGAUGGUUUGAGAGAACUAAAACUGCGAAUGAGUAUUACUAUAACUGGAAUAUGAUUCACCUAAAUUAUUGUGAUGGAACACGAUAUAAAUCUGAUCCUGUAGAAUACAAUAAUGAAAAAUUAUAUUUUAGAGGAGAUCAAAUAGUUAAAUCAUGGUUGUUAGAUUUAAAUGAUGAAUUAUAAAAAGCAGAACUGGUAAUAGUCUCCGGAUGCUCAGCUGGAGGAAUAGCGGCCUAUUUCUGGGUUGAUUAUAUAAGAUCUAAAUUGUCAGCCAACGUGGUUGUUUAUGGAGUUCCAGAUUCAGGCAUUUUCAUUGAUAUGCCAGCUAUAGAUGGAACAGAUAAUCAAAAGCAAUCUCUAAGUUUACUAAUGGAAUUAGUGAAUUCUGAGGUUACUCAUCCAAAUAGCGAAUGUGUUAAGAAUAAUCAGCAAUAGGAAUGGAAAUGUUAUUAUGCAUAAUACUUGUUGGAGUACAUAAAAACUCCUGUAUUUAUUGUUUAAUCAUUAUAUGAUUAUUAUAGUUUGAGCUAGUUGUUUAAAGUUGAUUGUUCUGAUAAUUAUAAUCUAACUUAUUGUUCUUAAGAUCAAUAAGAUUUUUCAUAAACUCUAUAUUCAAAAACUUAUGAUGUUAUAAUGAAAAGAAAGUAAAAUUUUUAAGAAACAGGUGGAUUUGCCCCUAGUUGUUUAGAACAUUGUUUUUUAUUAACACCACGCUAUGAUUCUUCUGAUUGGGAAGUACCAGGAUAAUCAGGAAACACACUUUCUAACACAUUAUAUAAAUGGUUUAAUUCUAAUUAAAAAUACGACGAUAAUUUAUACAUGGAUGGUGUUGAAUGGCCAGGAAAUGGUCAUUGCUCGAAUUCAGAAAUUUCAAACUAUUAGACAUAAAUUUAGAUUAUUAUUAUAAUAAUCAUUUCAGUUAUUAUUAGUUGA
Molecule: messenger RNA, 1143 nt
Organism: Paramecium tetraurelia
Lineage: Eukaryota; Ciliophora; Oligohymenophorea; Peniculida; Parameciidae
Exons: 4
Molecular function (GO): hydrolase activity
Source: RefSeq, a predicted model, not a curated record